UUCUCUACUCAGCCCCUCCUGCAUGUUUCCUAAACUUCUCACCAGGUGGAAUCACAUGUAAGAAAGACCAUAUCUUGUUGUAGGAGCUUCUAGUUGUAAUUAAAUUCUAAGUUCAUAACUCACAAAAUGGAAGGAGAAGAAGAUUAUUCUGCAGCUAAUGCUGGAGCUUCUGCAACAUAUCCAGUGCAGUGCUCGUCUUUAAGAAAAAAUGGUUUUGUUAUGUUAAAAGCUCGUCCUUGUAAAAUCAUGGAAAUGAGUACUUCAAAAACAGGAAAACAUGGACAUGCCAAGGUACAUCUUGUAGGACUUGAUAUUUUUACUAAUAAGAAAUAUGAAGAUUUAUGUCCAUCUACACAUAAUAUAGACGUUCCAAAUGUUAAUCGUUGUGAUUUUCAGCUCAUUGAUAUUAGUGAUGAUGGUUUUGUGACUUUAAUGAACGACAAAGGUGACACCCGUGAUGAUCUCAGAAUCCCAGAGGGAGAGCUGGGCACAAAGAUUAAAGAUGAAUUUGGUAAAGAAGAUAUUACAGUGAUAGUUACAGUACUUUCAGCUGUUGGUGAAGAAGCUAUUGUUGCAUGCAAGAAUGCCAGUUAAAUGAGAAAUAAAUUUGAAAUAUUGUUACUGGGGAGCAUUUUUUCCUAUUGCUUCUGUGUUUAAUACAAAAAUAAAGCAUUCCCUUCAAUAUUUCUCACAAACUUCGGUUCAAGUAUCAAAAUUAAUAGAAAUCAAAUUGCUCAAAAAUUUGAAAUAGUUCUUUAGGAAACUGCUUAAAGCUUAAAAUUUGAAUUGGAUUUACUCGAGUCAAUCUAAUCCAGCCACUAUUAAAGUUUCAUCUCAUGUAUCCGGAGAGAUGCUUGAACAUUAGUGUAAAAGCACUUUGUCACAACUUCAUGUCUCUAAAUGUUGAAUCAACUGAGUGUGAGUACAAGGUAUGGUAAUUCACAUGUCUUUGAGGUCUGAAUUAAAGAACUUAGUCCAAAACAAUUUGAGGUGCUAAAUUUUGUUGCUGUGUUCGAAUGAUGUAAUAGUAAAACUAUUUUACCCCUUUAAAAUGUGUUUCUCAGUAAUAAACAAAAUUGUGAUCUGUACCAUGCUUAUGAAGUCUGUGCAAUGAAGUUGUGUGUUUUUUUGACCAUGAGAUUUUCGUUGGUCGGUUGACCAUGUGAUUUUAUUAAGAUACUUUAAGUGCAUGUGAAAUUCACUUGCAGCUUGGUUGCACAUAAUUAGCUCUCUGUUUGAUUUUACAUGGAUACUUUCCUGUAAACUGUUAUGGAUGUUCUAAUUCAAGUGGAAAUGAUAUUACUAUUUCUGAGCAUAAUGAUUGGACUCUUAAAUGUACAUGAUGCCAAUCAAUAUUGCAGGGCUGCCAUUAAUAAGAAAAUGGCAUCUGCAAAGAUAAAUUAAACAAUAUUUUUUUAUGUAUUUUAGAUCUAAAUAACAAUGAUGCAGUUUGUUUUAGAAAGUUUUAAUAAGUGUCGUUGAUUUCACCCUCUUUUUUUUUUUUUUAUUUAUUUUUUUAAUUUGAAUAUAUUGGGUUUUUAAAAUUCACUUAAAUUUAAUGUGAGACUUGAUUUUUUUCUACUUUGCUUUUCCCUUCAACACUUUCCAUUGUACGGGUCUCUUUUUUUCCCCCGUAAGUUAAGUUUAUCUAAAAAUUCACAUUAGCAACAAUGUAUUUUCUUAACUGUUGCGUGACUCCUUUAUGUUUGAAAAGUAAAACUUUAAUGUUUUGGAUGCAAUCAUUGUAUUAGUGGAGUCUGCUUUUGAUUAAUAAAGUGUCCUUUUUUAAAAUA
Molecule: messenger RNA, 1793 nt
Organism: Uloborus diversus
Lineage: Eukaryota; Metazoa; Arthropoda; Arachnida; Araneae; Uloboridae
Product: eukaryotic translation initiation factor 5A-1-like
Exons: 5
Coding region: 127-594 (155 amino acids)
Biological process (GO): positive regulation of translational elongation; positive regulation of translational termination
Molecular function (GO): ribosome binding; RNA binding; translation elongation factor activity
Source: RefSeq, a predicted model, not a curated record